This is a messenger RNA of Linum tenue, 234 nucleotides long. The record is from the annotation of a GenBank genome assembly. NCBI's taxonomy places the organism in Eukaryota, Viridiplantae, Streptophyta, Magnoliopsida, Malpighiales, Linaceae.
CCGAUUCAAAAUUGGUAUGCUCAGCUCAGGUGCGGACCGUUGGACACCCCUGUCCACAGCCAGCUAAAUCGAAAAUCAAAUCAACCAAAAGACUCAAAUCUUUGCAGACGUAUUAGCAGACCAGGAAGAAAUACCAGAAACACAUGGCAAGAAAGUUUGUUGCUUUGUUGACUACUCAUUGGAUGAAAAUUUAUCAUCCAUAUUUUCCUAUGGUUUCUUCUUCAUUAUUCUUAA